CAUCGUUGCACCGUCUUGUUGUACUGCCGCAUGAAGCGCCGUCCCGCGUCCUAGCACUAGCGAGCGUCCUUCAGCCCUACCGUCCCCUCCUCGCCCGUGCAAGAGCGCGUCCCUUGGUCACUGCCCCUCCCUUCGCUCUCUGUUCAACUGUUUAUGUUCUUGCGUCACAAGCAGCCGCGCCGUUGUUUGCAAGUAAGCCGGGUUGGUCGCUUGCCUAGUGAACCCUGGAACUGCCGCAUCGUCUGCCACGGCUAACCCCAGCCUUGGAACCAACCUCUAUCCAUCACAGCCCGCGUUCACCCUCUGGUUCGACCCACGCUACCAUUCCACGCCGGACGAGACCACGUGUACGGCACCCCUUCCAUCUCAACUACAAUAGAUCCUAGAGGACUCCAAAAUGGCGCGCUCCCGCAGGCAGAACAGAGACGAAAGCAGGUCCCGUUCCGACACCUCCGCAUCCACAUCGCCCGAGCGCGGCUACGACGAUGACAAAGACUCGAUCAUGCUGCAGUCAAACGACUCGCUGUCGUCUCUGGCGCCCUCCGUUUCUCCUGACUCCGACGACGAUGCCCGCCGGCGGGCCAUCGAGGAGCAGAACCGCGUCUCGCCUGUUUCACGACUACCGGCCGAGCUCAUGAUCGCCGUAUUCGCAAGGCUUGCCUCCCCUGCCGACCUCAAGAACUGCAUGUUGGUGUCGAAAGACUGGUCGAGAAACGCUGUUGGGCUGCUGUGGCACAGACCGUCGACCAAUAAGUGGCCAAGCGUUAAGAGCGUGAUCAAGACGAUCAAUACCGCAGAUAGCUUUUUCGACUACAGCAGUCUGAUCAAGCGUCUCAACUUAUCGGCCCUGGGAAGCGAGGUCAGCGACGGCACACUCGCGUCACUACACACCUGCAAGCGCAUAGAGCGAUUGACUCUCACGAACUGCACGAAGCUCUCAGAUCUGAGUCUCGUGGCCGUGUUGGAGGACAACCGAAGCCUCUUGGCCCUGGAUGUCACGAGCGUGGAGUCCAUUAGCGAUCAGACCAUGUACGCUCUGGCGAAGAAUGCAGUCCGGCUGCAAGGGUUGAACAUCACAAACUGCAAGAAGAUCACAGAUCAGUCGCUUGAGGCGGUAGCAAAGAGCUGCAAGCACCUCAAGAGGCUCAAACUGAACGGGUGCUCACAGCUAAGCGACAAAUGCAUCAUAGCGUUUGCACUGCACUGCCGCUAUAUCCUCGAAAUCGACCUCCACGAUUGCAAGAAUCUCGAAGACGACUCGAUCACCACUCUCAUAACGGAGGGACCCCAUCUGCGCGAGUUACGAUUGGCACACUGCUGGAAGAUCACGGAUCAGGCGUUCCUUCGUCUCCCUGCCGAGGCCAGUUACGAGAGUUUACGUAUUCUGGAUCUGACAGAUUGCGGCGAGCUGCAAGAUUACGGCGUUCAGAGGAUCGUGGCCGCAGCACCGAGGUUACGUAACUUGGUUCUUGCCAAAUGCCGCCACAUCACGGACAGAGCGGUGAUGGCCAUCACUCGCCUGGGCAAGAACCUGCACUACAUCCACCUGGGACACUGCUCGCGAAUUACCGACACAGGCGUUGUGCAGUUGGUAAAGCUGUGCAACAGGAUCCGGUACAUCGAUCUGGCAUGUUGUACGAAUCUCACCGAUGUUUCUGUCACGCAACUGGCUUCGCUUCCGAAACUUAAGCGGAUAGGCUUGGUGAAGUGCGCAGCAAUCACCGACCGCAGUAUACUGGCCUUGGCCAAACCGAAGCAGAUGGGCUCUAGUGGACCAAUUCAGGCUAGUGUCCUGGAGAGGGUCCAUCUGAGUUACUGCACCAACCUCACUCUCCAAGGCAUUCACGCCCUUUUGAAUAACUGCCCGCGUCUCACUCACCUGAGUUUGACUGGCGUGCAAGCCUUCCUUCGCGACGAUCUUCUUGUUUACUGUCGUGAGGCACCACCAGAGUUCAACGAACACCAACGCGACGUCUUUUGUGUCUUCAGCGGCGUAGGUGUCCAGCGUCUCCGCCAAUUCCUCAACACCGACCACGAUCACCAGAACCGACAGGCUUCCUUCUCCGACAACGAAGGAACCAUGUACGAAGAUGGCGAGGAACCCGAUGUCAUCCUCAACGUCACCGCCCAGGCUAAUGGUAUGGUGAUAGAUGAGGACGAAGACUUCGGCGACAGUGAGAUGUUGGGUCAGGAUUAGUCGCCAUGGCUGCCGUAAAUGGUGCUUCGGCAGCGUUGUGUCUCGACGCGUAUUGGUCUUUCCGACAUUUCUUCAUUUGCAUAUAUGGUGGCGUUCUUAUCAUCUUUACGGUCCUUAUCCUCUUAGCGGCAUGAAGUGCAUUUGUUCACGGGCGACAUGAACGCUCGACCCUGGGGGUGAUGGGCCAAAUACGAUACCCUUUGUAUGUUUUUCAUGGUGUUUGCUACUAGCGGCAAGGCUUACGAAACGUCUUUUAGUAAAAAAGUUGACCAUAUUUCAGCUGCUCUACAGCUCUACAACCCUCGAUCCUGUGCUCGUAUUCAGUGGCUAACAAUAUCAGUGUGUGUGUCCGGUCUACUGCUGGACCCCAGGAGGAAGGUGACAUGAGCUUGUCAUAACUGGUCGCGUGCCGAUCUCGGACUAGACAUAACCUGAUGCCUUUUCACA
Molecule: messenger RNA, 2644 nt
Organism: Macroventuria anomochaeta
Lineage: Eukaryota; Fungi; Ascomycota; Dothideomycetes; Pleosporales; Didymellaceae
Product: RNI-like protein
Exons: 2
Coding region: 398-2197 (599 amino acids)
Biological process (GO): SCF-dependent proteasomal ubiquitin-dependent protein catabolic process
Cellular component (GO): SCF ubiquitin ligase complex
Molecular function (GO): protein binding
Source: RefSeq, a predicted model, not a curated record